CAUGGAGGGCCGGAGUAAGAUGCAGCUUAUUACAAAUUGUGCUGGGAGCUGCAAAUCAGAUAACUGGGAAGAGAAGGUGGAACCAUCUCUAGGCUCUAAGAGGAGCUAAGAGCUAGUCUGUGUAGCGUCCUGCCCUAGCUUUCCAAAUCUGCGAUUUAGUGAGGGGCUGGAACACAUAGAAAGAACUAUGAUCUAAAAUAACAACAGCUCCCCGGAUUGUUUGCUUGUAUUUAUGUCCUCUAUGCUUGGCACAGGGCCUGGAGUGUUUAGUAAGUGCUUAAUAAAUGCUUUAUUUACCAAUCUCCUCCUUGUAAGUUUUACAGUGUUUUUCUUGUAGCAGUUCACGGAAGCAGGUGGGACAAGUGAACAUUCCUUUCCUGCAAACGGGGAAAUUGGAGAGGUGAAAUGCCUUGCCCAAGGUCACCAGGCUCCUCAGUUUGGAAGCCACGAUCGGCCCCUUCAGGAGUCUCACUCCCAAUGUCCGGUCCACUAAAUUCACCUCGAGGGUCCAUAAGAUAGGUACAAAAUGAGGAAUGAGAGAGACACACAUAGAAAUCCUGGAGGAGGCAUUCAAGUAAGCCUUCCUGGAAGGGGUGGUCUUUGUCCCGAGUGUCGGGAAAAGGCUAAGAUUUCGGCCAGGAGAGAGGAGAUCGCUGGGGAAUAGGAGUCACAGCGAACAUGUGAGCCAAGGUACGACGUGGAAAGGCUUCCGUGGAACGAGCGGAAAACCGAGCCGUCCAUUUAGGUUGGACUAGAAUACUUUUAAAGGAAGAAAACAAUCGAGCUAAUGUAUCCAUCACUGCGCAAUAGUUUCUAAAAGUCUUUUUAGGGGCCCGAAGGAAACGCAGCGCGUGUCUACGUGUAUGGGCUUGCUGCUCAAACCUCGAUAGGCUGUUCUACUUUUCCAAGGCCAUUAGAACAAGGACGCAUGGUCCUAGCACAACCAAACGCGCUGUCCUAUAAGCCAGCCUGGAGUGGGGGCUGGGGGCUUGGAAGUCUGGAAGGAAAGUUAGGGCCACUUGGGAGGUGAGUGAAAAAGACUGAAAAAGGGAAAGUAACCAGAGAGCAAGAGUAGGUUGGGAUUCUUCCCUCCUCCUCCCCCCGCCCCGCACCCGCUUCACGGGUUUCACUCUAACCCUGCAUCCCCGCCCCCGCUCUCGCUCCCUUAUCCUGUUGGCGACUAACUGAAAGAGCAGAAACUGUGUAACCCGAGAAGACACGUUCUCCCCUCCUCCUCUUUUCCAUAUGCACACCCGGGAGAUUAAGGAGUUGGAACCUGCUGGCGGGAAGGCUACGGAGAGGAGAGGAGCGCUUCCUCUCACAGAGCGCCAGGGCAGUAGGGCUAAGUCUUACGCACUCACACACACACUUUCUUUCAUACACACAGGCGCAGUGGAGGAAGGAAUAAACUUCCUUCCACGUUCCGAAGAGGAGGCGCUGGAGUUCCAAAGAGACAGGAGUGGGUGUCCUGACAACUUCCGAAGCAACCGGUGCUGGAUAGUGGGGCUGCGGCUGGAGUGCAGUAGGGAUUCAGCGGACAAGGAGCGGGCCAGCUGUAGCAGCGGAGCGGAUCGGGCAGCCGGGGAAGAGGAGGAGUAAAAGGAGGAGGAGGAGUUGCUGCAGCUGGCGCGUUGGCAGCUGGAGGAGGAGCCCCACAGCUGUGUCUCAACUGAGAUGGACGGUCCGGAGCGAAGUCUUUAGUCUGGAAAAAAGGAGAAUCGGGGAGUUCAGCCUCGUCUGUUGGAGGAGGGUGUUAGACUCGGGCGCCAGGCGCUUUCCAGCGGACUUUUUAGUCUAGCCUAAGACUGAGUGGCCGGUUCACCAUGGAACCCGUGACCAAGUGGAGCCCCAAACAAGUGGUGGAUUGGACUAAAGGAUUGGAUGAUUGUCUCCAGCAGUAUGUCCAUAAAUUUGAACGGGAGAAAAUAAAUGGUGAACAACUCUUGCAGAUUUCUCACCAGGAUCUUGAGGAAUUGGGUGUCUCCCGAAUUGGACACCAGGAACUUGUAUUAGAAGCUGUGGAUCUUCUUUGUGCAUUGAAUUAUGGCCUUGAAACAGAUAAUAUGAAGAAUUUGGUUCUGAAACUACGGGCCUCUUCCAAUAACUUACAGAAUUAUAUCAGCAGUAGGCGGAAAAGUGCAUCUUACGAUGGAAAUUCUUCACGUAAACCUCCCAAUGAAUUCCUGACCUCUGUGGUGGAGCUCAUUGGUGCUGCUAAAGCUUUGUUAGCCUGGCUUGAUAGGACCCCAUUUACAGGGAUCACUGACUUCUCAGUGACCAAGAACAAAAUCAUUCAGCUUUGCUUGGAUCUGACCACCUCAGUUCAGAAGGAUUGUCCUGUGGUUGAAAUGGAGGAUAAAGUUGUAAAUGUUUCCAAGGUCCUAAAUAGCAUUUGUGAUAAGACCAUCAGAUCAGCUACAGAUCCAGUCAUGAGCCAGUGUGCCUGCUUGGAGGAAGUUCAUUUACCCAAUGUUAAACCUGGAGAAGGCUUGGGCAUGUACAUCAAAUCUACCUAUGAUGGACUGCAUGUGAUUACUGGAACAACAGAAAAUUCUCCUGCUGAUAGAUCUCAGAGGAUUCAUGCUGGUGAUGAGGUGAUUCAAGUUAAUAAGCAGACUGUGGUGGGAUGGCAAUUAAAAAAUCUGGUGCGGAAGUUGCGAGAGAAUCCUACAGGAGUCGUGCUUCUCCUCAAGAAACGCCCCACGGGUUCUUUCAACUUUACCCCUGCUCCAUUGAAAAAUCUACGAUGGAAGCCACCUCUUGUUCAGACCUCUCCUCCACCUACUACCACCCAGUCCCCAGAAAGUACCAUGGACACUUCACUGAAGAAAGAGAAAUCUGCCAUUUUGGACCUUUAUAUCCCUCCUCCACCAGCUGUCCCCUACUCUCCUCGGGAUGAGAAGGGAAGUUUUGUUUACGGAGGCCUCAGUAAAUGUAAGCAGCCGCUGCCAAGUUCGAAGGGUUCCGAGUCCCCCAAUUCCUUCUUAGACCAGGAAAGUCAAAGGCGAAGAUUUACUAUCGCCGACUCUGAUCAGUUGCCUGGCUAUUCUGUGGAAGCAAAUGUUCUGCCCCCCAAAAUGAGGGAAAAAACACAGUCUUAUGGGAAGCCCCGGCCCUUGUCAAUGCCUGCAGAUGGGAGCUGGAUGGGAAUUGUGGACCCCUAUGCCAGACCCCGAGGACCUGGAAGAAAAGGCGAAGAUGCCCUAUGCAGGUAUUUCAGUAAUGAGAGGAUACCCCCAAUCAUUGAAGAAAGCUCCUCCUCGCGGCACCGUUUUUCCCGACAGAUGACUGAUCGACAUCUAGUUCGGGGUGCAGACUACAUACGAGGCAGCAGGUGCUACCUUAAUUCAGAUCUUCACAACAGUGCCACCAUUCCCUUUCAGGAGGAAGGGAGCAAAAAGAACUCUGUUUCAUCGUCCAAAAAAUCUUCCACAGAACCAUCACUAUUGGUCAGCUGGAUCACUAGGCUUAAAUUGUUGACUCACUGAGAUUUGCCUUUCUCCUGGACUUUGUCACCAUCUUCUGUUACUAAGUGCCUUCAUUCCUCAGCUGACCUCUUUGUACUUUUCACCUACAGUAUUAUGUAGUGACUUUCUUGUUUUAUUUUAUUUUAUUUUAUUUUGUCUUAAUUUUAUUUUAUUUUGAGAGCAAGCUUUGGAGGUAUUGGACAGGAAUGAAUUUGGUAGGUGUAAUGGUGGUGGGCAGAAGAGGAGCAGGAGAUAAAGAUUCAGAAGUAUAACACCUUCAAAUAAGAAGAUUUUGGUAGCUGGAGUCAAUUCUGAACUGAAAAUCAGCAUGAUUUUAGGACUGUGUUGGUGUGUGACACCAUUUGUACUUUUUUUUUUCCUUGUGAUCAUAAUGGUGAGAGAACCUGUGGUCAUGGAAAUAUUAUUUGGGGUAUGGGGCUUGAAAGAGCCAGUGGGGAAAACACCAUGUUCUUUGUGGAAAAAACUGUGUCCUAAAGUUGAAUAAUAUAGCAGCUUAGACUUGGAAAAGUCAAGUCUGGGAAAAUGUUUUUUGUUUUCUUUGAAAGCAGAGAAUAAUGUUGGGGAAUUUGUCACACUUGAUCAUUCCCCUUUUGGUGGAAAUUUCAUUGUAGUUUUUCUGGAGCAUACUUAUGGUUUACUACACAUGCAAGAAAUACAUCAUUCUUCAGUGGUUAUUUGUGCAUUUGAUGAUGAUGGUAUUAGCAAGUAAUGUCUUUAAAGAGAGAGAAAAAAGCUAUAAGAUUGAUUUGCUGGCAACCAAAGCUAAAAAAACAACCACUCUGUAGACUUAUGAGUGACUAAGCAGUUGGCAUUUUGAACUGUUAAGUAUCUAUAUCCUAGAAAAAGAACCCUUUAUCAAAAUUUUGCUAUUCAGAGAUACCUUGGAAAUUCUAAUGGUCAAUAAUUUUCAAGUAGCAUCUGGUAUUUUUUGGGAAAAAGUCAUAAAAGUUUAGGAUAUAAAUUGUGUUUAAAUGAAUGUAUGAUAUUUUAUUAGAAGGAAAAAGUCUUAUUGUGUUAAUUUAAGUGUUUAAAUAUAGUUGUAUAUUUUUCUUACUCUUAACAAA
This is a messenger RNA of Monodelphis domestica (gray short-tailed opossum), 4552 nucleotides long. It is a transcript of the gene CNKSR3, whose product is annotated as CNKSR family member 3. Gene Ontology annotation, molecular function: protein binding. Gene Ontology annotation, biological process: regulation of signal transduction. Gene Ontology annotation, cellular component: membrane; cytoplasm. NCBI's taxonomy places the organism in Eukaryota, Metazoa, Chordata, Mammalia, Didelphimorphia, Didelphidae. The record is from RefSeq and is a predicted model, not a curated record.